UGACGUAUUCCUUCCAACGGCUGGUCGCGAGACAGAGGGGGGGAGAGAAAGAGCGCGCGCGCAGGCCUCCCUCCCUCCUUUGGGCGCGCGCGCGCUCCCGCUCCGAAACGGACGCCUCUGAUUGGUGGAGGCCCGAAGACCUGGCGGACCCCGACUGCCAGGCCCGGAAAAGCGGCAGCCGAGGCGGGCCCAGUCUUCCGGCCUCCGCGGGGCCCUUUCCAGUCUGUGAAUGAGGAUAUAUGAUUAUGGAUCCAGGUGGCGGAAGCCUUGGGCUGCAGACACAGGAAUCUAAAAUGCCUCACACUAUGAUCAUGCAGGAUUUUGUGGCUGGAAUGGCUGGUACUGCUCACAUUGAUGGAGACCAUAUUGUUGUAUCAGUCCCUGAAGCUGUACUGGUUUCCGAUGUUGUGACAGACGAUGGAAUAACACUUGAUCAUGGCUUAGCAGCGGAAGUUGUCCAAGGACCUGAUAUCAUAACGGAAACUGAUGUUGUUACAGAAGGUGUAAUUGUUCCUGAAUCUGUAUUGGAAUCUGAUGUUGCUAUUGAAGAAGCACUAGAUACCAGUGAUCAUGUUUUGACUUCUGAUCUAAUAACAGAAACUGUUAGAGAUCAGGUUUUUGUGGCUGAUCUUGUCACGGGGCCGGAUGGACAUCUGGAACAUGUGGUACAAGAUUCUGUGUCAGGAGCUGACUCUCCCACAAUGGUUUCAGAAGAGGUUCUUGUAACCAAUUCAGAUACAGAAACUGUUAUUCAAGCAGCUGGCACUGUUCCUGGUUCUACUGUUACUAUAAAAACAGAAGAUGAUGACGAUGGCAAGAGCACAUCUGAAGAUUAUUUAAUGAUAUCUUUGGAUGAUGUUGGAGAAAAGCUAGAUCAUAUUGGAAACACUCCAUUAAAAAUCAGCACUGAAGUUUCACAUGAUGAUGUAUCUAAAGAUGACGGGUUUGGUUCAGAAGUUAUUAAAGUGUACAUAUUUAAAGCUGAAGCAGAGGAUGAUGUGGAAAUAGGUGGAACUGAAAUUGUAACAGAGAGUGACUUUCAUAAUGGGCAUUCUGUAGCUGGAGUUCUAGAGCAAGGAGGUGUUGGCAGAGUACAGCGAGAGAAGAUGGUUUAUAUGGCUGUUAAGGAUUCCUCUCAAGAGGAUGAAGAUAUUAGUUGUGCUGAAAUAGCAGAUGAAGUUUAUAUGGAAGUUAUUGUUGGAGAAGAGGAAGCAACAUCACUUCCUGACGCACAGCUUGAAGAAUCUGGUGUGAAUAAAACCUUUGUUCCUGUUGCAUGGGCUGCUGCUUAUGGAGAUGAUAGAAGAUUACCAAAGAGGUAUGAAGACUGUCAAACACCAGGAACCAACUUGGAAGCAAGAUUAGAAAACAAAAAUGGUAAUGCAACUCAAUACCUGCAAAUCUGUGAUAGCAUUAGCACAAACAGACUGCUUAAGCAGAAGGCCAGGAGAAGGAGAAGAGGGGAAGCAAGGCAGUGGCAAACAGCUGUUAUAAUAGGUCCCGAUGGACAGCCCUUAACAGUCUAUCCUUGUCAUAUAUGUGGGAAAAAAUUUAAAUCCAGAGGAUUCUUGAAAAGACAUAUGAAAAACCACCCAGAUCAUAUGAUUAAGAAGAAAUACCAGUGUACAGACUGUGAUUUUACAACUAAUAAGAAAGUAAGCUUUCACAAUCACCUGGAAAGCCAUAAGCUUAUCAACAAAGUUGACAAAACUCAUGAAUUCACAGAGUACACAAGGCGAUACAGAGAAGCAAGCCCACUCAGUUCAAAUAAACUGAUUUUAAGGGAUAAGGAAACUAAAUCACACAAGUGCAAGUAUUGUGACUUUGAAUCUGCAGAGCAAGGACUGCUUAAUAGACACUUGCUUGCAGCUCACAGCAAGAACUUCCCUCAUGUUUGUGUUGAGUGUGGGAAAGGAUUCCGCCACCCUUCUGAGCUCAAAAAGCAUAUGAGAACCCAUACAGGGGAGAAGCCUUACCAGUGCCAGCAUUGUGUCUUCCGUUGUGCUGAUCCGUCCAAUCUGAAGACACACAUCAAAAGCAAGCAUGGUACUGAUCUGCCCUUUAAAUGUGAACAUUGUCCUCAGGCGUUCUCAGAGGAGAAAGACCUGCUGGAGCACCUGGAAUUGUUUCAAGGGCAUAAGACCCACCCGUGCCCACAAUGUGACCACAAGAGCACCAACACAAGUGAUCUGAAACGGCACGUAAUAUCUGUUCACACAAAAGACUUUCCUCACAAAUGUGAGGUAUGUGAAAAAGGCUUCCACCGUCCAUCAGAGCUCAAAAAGCACAAUGAAAGUCAUAAAGGUAAAAAGAUACAUCAAUGUAGGCACUGUGACUUUAAAACUUCAGAUCCUUUUGUACUUAGUGGGCAUAUCCUCUCAGUUCAUACCAAGGACCUGCCUUUUAAAUGCAAACGAUGCAAGAGAGGAUUUAGGCAACAAAUAGAACUGAAGAAGCACAUGAAGACCCACAGUGGAAGGAAAGUCUAUCAGUGCCAGUAUUGUGAGUAUAGCACUACAGAUGCAUCAGGCUUCAAGCGGCAUGUCAUAUCAAUACACACAAAAGACUAUCCCCACAGGUGUGAGUAUUGCAAAAAGGGAUUCCGUAGACCAUCAGAGAAAAACCAGCAUAUAAUGCGGCACCACAAAGAAGCUCUAAUGUAACAUAUGAGCUGUGGAAGAAAACAAUUUAGAAACUGUGAUAUGCUAAUUGGGGAAGUAAACUCUCAUGAACUGUUUCUCCUGGUUUCAAAGCUUGAUAUUAAAUCAUAACUUUACAUUCUUUGUAUUAAAAGUCUUAAAAAGUAUUAGGGUUGACAGAGGAGCUCAUAGCCCUAUGAUUGUUGCUCAUCAGAACCUAAAGAACACUAUAAAAUACAGAGAGGAACGAAUGUCUGGGAAGCUGCAGAAUGAGACCUUGAAUGUCUUCUGUUUAAAGUAUUAUACAUUAUUAAGCUAAAGAAAAUACUAAGGAAGUUAUCAUAGCCCUUUAUCAAUGACGCCAUUUUAUCUGCUUAAUGAAAAACCAGGGACGGAAAUUCUUUAAAAAGAUUUGCUAAGGCAGGUCUUCCAUAUGCAGUUUUUGAACAGUGAUACUACAUAGAAAUCAAAUCAUCAUUACAUUUGUCAUUGUCCUGAGAAAAAGUGUUCAGACUUGGUCACAUUAUGAGACCUAGACCUCUUUUGUGUGUUUGUUUUUAAAGCAAACAUACUUUUCAGCAGGAAUCUUUGUCUCCAUUUAUAUAGGUUCGAUGGAUAAUUUUUUUCAGAGCUGCUAACCUAUUUUAUUGCAGGAUAUGGUGUUACAAAUACAGCAUUAUGUUUUUGAGCUCAAAAAGUGUUGUUCGGUGCUAAGGUUAAAGACGUGUGUAUAUAUAAUUUCCCUUUUUAUCUGAAUCUGCAGUUGAAUGUUCAAUAUGGCACAUAUGACAGGAAGUAUCUUUUGGCCGUUCUAAUUAUUAUUUUAAGAAAGAAGAAAAUGGAUGAAUGCAGCUGUUGGUGCUAAGACUUGGCACUGUUCUUUUUCUUGUUUCUUUACUAUCUUCCUUUUUUACAAAACAAAAAGUCUCAAGAUAGAAAGAACACAAUCAUGCCUAGAGAAUCUGUAGGACUAGUGUUCCUGGCAAAGGAGGAGCACAGGUCCUUAAUUGCAAAUUUUAAAAAAAUCAGUAUAGACAUGAAAAUUGCACCUUUUAAUCAAUUCAUACAAAAUGUAUACCAUUCUAUGAACAUGCAUUCUCAAUCUGUAAGAAAGUUAUAUAUGCAGUAUUUAACCAGAACAAUAUGCUGCCACUAGAGGUUUGGAGGUGGGUCUUCAGUUUACAGUGUAUACAUUUGAAAUAUGCAUCCCUUUAAACAAUGCUUUGUGUUAGCAUGCUGCAAAUCAAAAUGGCGCUUAAUAUAACAAGCUGGUCUAGGGCUAUUUAAUAAUUAAAGAACUGUUCAUAAAUGUUAUGCAUAUAAUGUGUCCUUUUUUAAACUUUUUUUUAAGUUGCUUCAUGUUUGCACACAGCUGUUCACAUGAUAAAUUGUAACUUUACUUCAUGCUACUAUAUUGUGGCUUUGUGUUUCGGAUAAUGUUCAUACUUUGUUUUUGCACCAGAUGAGAAUCAGUUCCUUGAGAAUAAUUUUUUUUUUUAAUAUUUCUAAAUUUCAGAAAGUUAACUUUGGGAAACCUUAGAAAACGACUUGUGUUCUAUGUGGCUGUAAAAAAUGAUGUACACGCUGUAAAAUAAGAUUGUCACUGUUAUGUGGGAUUAUUAUUUCAAAAUGUGUUACUCAUUGUAAUGAGCAUACAAUAAAAAGCAUCUCUUGCACUCCAAA
This is a messenger RNA of Sceloporus undulatus (fence lizard), 4322 nucleotides long. RefSeq names its product zinc finger protein 711 (gene ZNF711). Gene Ontology annotation, molecular function: RNA polymerase II cis-regulatory region sequence-specific DNA binding; DNA-binding transcription factor activity, RNA polymerase II-specific; metal ion binding. The transcript has 9 exons. Gene Ontology annotation, cellular component: nucleus. The coding region runs from base 240 to 2663 and encodes 807 amino acids. The record is from RefSeq and is a predicted model, not a curated record. Lineage: Eukaryota; Metazoa; Chordata; Lepidosauria; Squamata; Phrynosomatidae. Gene Ontology annotation, biological process: regulation of transcription by RNA polymerase II.